GAUUUUCUUUCCUUCGGCCGACUCACAAGAUGAGUAAAAAAUGCAGCCUUUGCACACGUUACUGGGCCGUCUGAGGAGGCCGAUAUAAAAGGGAUUUUUCCCGCCAUUCGGGGCAGUUCAUCAGAGGUUUGACGAGACCUGAAUUCGCCAUACUAAUUAUAGAAGUUUAUCGGAAGCAGUACUGACCAUAUAACUGAUAGCAAUUCACCAUUCGAAUGAGCUCCGUUUCUACUGGAGAGAAUUAACCAUAUGUAGUGCUAUACAUCCAUAGAAGACCCUCCUCUCACAUAUGAAUAUAUUGGAAAGAGGAAAGAAUUAUUUAAGCUGAAAUUAGAUCAAGAUGAUUUGUAAAUAUAUAUUUUGUUUUGCUGCAUUUAUUGCUAUUCUCUUGCAUCCAGCAAAUAAUUGUGAAGAGAACGAAUUGCAUCAUGGUUGUAGAAUACGUGACGGAGAAUGUUUCUGCGGUUUAGGAUGUGACAAGAAAUAUCGUUAUGAGACUCCAGAAGAAUGCCAUCUUGCUCUUCGAGGCCAGUUACCUGAUCCAUGUGUCAAGAACCCCUGUAAAAAUAAAGGAAUUUGUGCUCAAAUUAACGAACGUCCAAUGUACCAGUGCUCGUGUGCAGGAACGGGCUAUUAUGGCUUACACUGCGAAACUCCAUGCCCCAAUUUCCACUCUAGUCCAGAGCUUCAGACAUAUUAUCCUGCUUCAUGCAUUGUGAUAUAAGAGAACAGGUGGAAUGAUCGAAUGAUCGACAUUUAAGCUGCUUCUCAUAGUGAUAAUUAAGUAUUAAGAAUUUAAUUAAUGUACAAUUAAUUUUUGGAUUAAUAUCGUCUAAACAAUUUAAAUCAUCCUUCAAUUAAAAAUUAAACAUGCAAUUUUUAAAUAUAUUAUAAUUUUAUAUAAUAUAUGUAAUUCCUGAUCAUAUAAAUUUAGAGUGGACCAAGAUAUAUACUGGUGUGCAAAGCUUAAUUAAGCAAUGAUUGUAUUUUUGCCAUAACUCUGCAAGAAAUCACUGGGAGACAUGAAAUUCAGAAUACAGAGACAGUGUUUUGUACUUAAAAGAUAAAGAAAGCAUACUAGUGCAAAAAUGAAUAGAAUGCAUACAGUAUGGAAUCAAAGCCAUGUUAUAAUCUUGCACUGCGCACGCUGAUUGCAUGCCCUCACAUCAUCUGUGAUGUCUUUUUCCUUUAUCAAAUCACCUUUCUACUGAAUUGGGUGUCAUUGUACUGAUUGUAGCAAGCUCUUUUCUACAAUUUCAUGGCUGUCUGCUUGAAAAUUACAUUGUUGCUUAACUUUUGCACGCCAGUGUAGUUUAAGAAUGGUUAAAACUGAUUUGGAAUUGUUACAUUUGUGUUCUGGUAACUUCUUACAAAGCCAACAAAUUAUAAAUAUCUUUUGACUUGUUUAUGAUGCCUUGCAAAGAGCGGUUUGAUGUCAAACAGACGUCAUUUUGUCUCAUGCAACUAACUGAAGAUGUUACGAGCAACUUAAACAUUUUCUGUUAAAUCAGAUUUAUAUAUUUGUAACUGAAAGUCAUCAAUCACAAAUGUGGCUAUUCCAAACCAGUCUUAACCGUGUAUAUAUAUAUAUAUUAACUGACUUUAGACUUAACUGACUGUAUUAAAAUCCAUUACAUUGCAAUCAACCAAAUUUUAAUGAAAAGCAAUAACUUUAUGAUUUUAUACCUUUGAAUACAUAUACAUCUUAUAUUUCAAUUUUAGUUUAUAUUUUUUUAUUUGUAUAUUUAAUAUUGAGACGAUUUUUUCAUAAUUUGCUUUAUAACUUAUAUAUUUAUGAGCCCCAAUACUUAGAGAUUGUCCAUAAAUUACAUAGUGCUAUUUUUAUAUUUUCAACCAUCUCAUCCUUUGUAAUGCUGUCGCACAACCCACCUCCAAAAUAAUGUAGCACGUGUCACGGGGUACUGAACGUUACAUUAUUUUAUAUGUUAAUUACAUAUAUAAUGUACAAAACAGUGGCAUAAAGAGUACAGUUCACUACGCAACACUUUGGAUACAAAAAUGAAUCAUUGUGUAAUCCGAGUUGAGACCCUGGCAUUAGAUAACGCUUUCGUAAACAUCCCUACCCUCUUGUUACAUGUAAUGAUUAUCUGCAUACCCACCCAACUGUGCCUGCAUUAUGUAAUUUAUGGACAACCUCUUAACAAUACAAAAUGUCCUUUACACAUUAUCUAACUCCUCGAUUAAGUCUGAGACCAAAACGUUAAAUUUAAUUUUGUUCAAAUUUAAAUUGGUUUAAAACAGGAAAUAAAAUGUAUUAAAAAAAUAUUAAAAUUGUCUUUGUGACAAUGUUUUUAAAUUUCUAAAACUUUUUAAAAGUAUUCAUUAGUAAGAAGCAAUUGCAUGCAAUCAUUCCCUAAAACUGAAUUUAAGUUCUUUAUAGCAUGUUGUAAUUAUAGUGUUUAUCAAUGUUGUACAGCAGAACAUAAUGUCAGUUUAUAUUCUAGCACAGAUUUAGCACCAUCUAGUGACAAUGUUUUGAAGUAUCUUAUAAAAAUUCCAAUAUGGCAUCGUGCAAUGUAGUUUCAGACCAGGAUUGGUUUGAUGGAAAUGCAAAUGUACAUCGUCUCGUCACGAGAGUCGAAUUUCUCCCGAAUUGUUUAAGAUGCCUCGCAAAUUGUUGUCAUAGCAACAUUAUUGCAUGCAACUGUUGGAAAUUGCUAGUGAGAGAUAGAGGAAGAAUUCUUAUAUUGGUUUGAAUAUAUUAAAAUCUCAUAAAUGUCUAACACUUUUGCAGUUCUUAAUCUUUGAGCUAAUAGCAAAAUGUUCUUGUCAUUUGAGAAGCAUUUGAAAAAUUUUUUUAAUUGAAUUAUGCAAUAUGUGCCAUGUUUGUUAUAAACAUUAAAUGUGAGUAAAGGUUAAUUUUUAAUCUCAUUAGUUUUUCCUCGAUACGUGCAAUAGCGGAUAUUAUUAAGAAUUACAGGUUUCGAAUACGUUAACAAUAGCCUCGUGGUAUUUCAGUUAUAGAAUAUAAAAUUCUGUACUUAUCAAGUGAAAUUCUUAAAUUUUUUAUGAUGUGUGUUUAUAUUUUAAAGAUCUAUCUACUAUUUUUUAUUAUUUGUAAGCACUUUAAAAUGAUAUGUAAAGUGUUUUUCAGUGCCAAAAAAACAAAGCAUUUAUUUUUAAUAUAUGUUAUGUAAUUUGAUAUAUUGUAUUAAAUAAAAAUUUUAUUGCUAUAGUUUAAUGCUAUUUUUCUUGAAAAACACUUUAUAAAGCUGAGAGAAAUGCUUGUGAAAUAAUCAUAUUUCAAAUUGGUUUUCCUGGAAUGACAGCUAGCACUUUAUGGCUGUGCACUCAUCGUUGACAACCGGCAACAGGACUAGAGAGAAAUGCCAGAUUAUUAUUAACAGUAGAGUCUUCUGAAAGGAAAAUUACAAUAAUUUAAAAUGGUAGCAAUGUUAACUAUUGAAGAACAUUGUAAUGUACAUUAAAACAUUGGAAAAAUGGGCAAAUUUUGCAUUUGUCCAUUACAAUUUCUUAAUGUGUGUACCUUGCAUCACUACUCAUAGUGUAGGAUAUGCUGUAGUGAGCUUAGGAUAUUCAUUCUUCUUCACUCACUAUGACAUACGUCACUCUCCUUUCACGGCAGCCACAAUUCUACAUCUCCUGCAGAUUACUUGUGCUGCACAAUGACGAGUGAUUCCUACUUUGCAAACUGCAGAACGUCUUCUCUAAAAAAGUUGCCAUUUUUGUUUACACUGCUUCCUAGAGUUAGUAGAUGAAGAGAUGUUUGAAUGCAGAUGGGAGAUGAAACUCUGACAGUUACUAUAUUGAUUGGAAUAUGUUGCAUACUUUCAGGUAAUAAUUAACAUAAUUACACUAAUUUAAAAUGGUAGCAUUCACUUUGGAUGACCCUGUACAGAAGUUUAUAUUUGAAUUCCUGUAUCCAACAUUUUCAUAUUGGAAAGGAUAGAUGUUUUUACACCACUAACUGGAUAGUUUCUUAUUGGAUUUAUGGUACGCUUGCACUUUGAAUGAUCUCUUUCUUUCUCGUCUGUCAAAUAACUUUUUGAAUUUUAAUUCCUUAUUAGAAAUUAUCUUUAAAACCAUAGAUUUAGAUCAUUAGUAAAAGAUUGUGAUGUAGAAUUCAUAAAUGGUUUACUAUAUAAACUUUAUUUAUAUAGUAAACCAUAAAUGUAAAUGUCACAAAUUAAUGUAAAUAUGAAAUCAAAUAUGUUCUGCACAACUAUUUGGAAAAUAUAAUUUGCUCAGUAAUGCCUGCAUUAUUGUUCUAAAGAACUGUUUAUUAUGUUAUAAAAGGAUGAAAUGUACAAAUGUUUGCAAAAGCCAAACAUUUAUACACUUCAUCCUUUGUAAGUGAGCAUUUGGAUUUUGUUUAAAGAAUGGAGAUCUAAGCAAAAUAAUCCAUUAAUGUUUCACACUUGCAAGUGUGCUUUUUCUGUUAUCAAGGAAGAGGAUGUUUUGUUUAAUUUUAGUAUUCAAAGUCACCCAAAGAUGGAUGUAAAAGUAUCAA
Centruroides sculpturatus (bark scorpion) is the source of this 4492-nucleotide messenger RNA. Its product is annotated as protein crumbs homolog 1-like. Bases 341 to 724 code for a protein of 127 amino acids. Lineage: Eukaryota; Metazoa; Arthropoda; Arachnida; Scorpiones; Buthidae. The transcript is spliced from 5 exons. The record is from RefSeq and is a predicted model, not a curated record.